UUUCGUGGGACGUGUUUACUUUACACCGCCACACUCAAACUCACUCUUUUAAUGUCAGCCUGCUUCCUCCUCCUGAGAGUCCGAGAGUCGUGAGCCGAACACUUGCAGCAACUACUCCUGCCUCCGUGCAUUGAUGAUGGCUAGGCGGCCAAGACACAGUGUUUACAGUAGUGAGGAAGACGAUGAUGAUAUCGAGAUGUACGACCACGAUUACGAUGGGCCGCUGCCAAAGAUUGGGAAACGUCACCUGGGCAAAACAAGAUGGACGAGGGAAGAGGAUGAAAAAUUGAAGAAGCUGGUUGAGAAGCAUGGGUGUGAAGACUGGAAAGUCAUUGCCAGCUUCCUUCCUAACCGCACAGAUGUACAGUGCCAGCACCGAUGGCAGAAGGUGUUGAACCCAGAACUCAUUAAGGGACCCUGGACUAAGGAGGAAGACCAGCGGGUGAUCGAGCUGGUACAGAAGUACGGUCCCAAGCGCUGGUCCGUCAUCGCCAAGCACCUGAAGGGCCGCAUCGGGAAACAGUGCAGGGAACGCUGGCACAACCACCUGAACCCCGAGGUGAAGAAGACCUCCUGGACCGAGGAAGAGGACCGCAUCAUCUACCAGGCUCACGAGAAACUGGGCAACAGAUGGGCCGAGAUCGCCAAGCUGCUGCCUGGAAGGACUGAUAAUGCUAUCAAGAACCACUGGAAUUCCACCAUGCGGAGGAAGGUGGAGCAGGAAGGAUACCUCCAGCACAAAGCCAGCCAGCAGGGCCUCAAUGCAAACUACGCCAAGGCCAACCACAUCAUGGGGUUCACCCACUCCUCCCCUCCCUCGCAGAUCCCAGCCCAUUCCCCCAUCAGCCCUGACUAUUCGUUCUUCCAAGUGGACAGCCAACGGGUGCCUUUUCCUGUGUCCUUGCACGUCAACAUCUUGAACAUCCCCCAGGCAGGAGCCGCUGCUAUACAAAGACACUAUAACGACGAGGACCCGGAGAAAGAGAAGAGGGUGAAGGAGAUCGAGCUUCUGCUGAUGUCCACCGAACAUGAACUGCGAGGCCAGCAGACCUUACCGUGCCAGAUGCCCAGCUACACGGGCUGGGCCCGGGCGGCCAUGAUUGACAGCGGGGGCUCUCUGGGCGGCGAGGGCGUGGCCAUUUCCUGUCUGGGGGAGCACCAGCACCAGGCGGUGCGGACCCCCCCGCUGGACCACGGCUGCCUCCCUGAGGGCAGCGCCUCCUCUGGCCGCGGCGGGAACCUGUCCGCCCUGCCCGAGUACAUCGACUCCGUCAUCGAUUCGUUUUUCAACCCGUCAGGGACGCCGGACAGUUCAGAGAUGGACGGCCUGAACUCCGCGGGGUGCAACCAGAAGUCCCUGAUCUCUCCCUUACUGCGCGACCACUCUCUCAAAGCGCAGAAAGAGAACGACAUUUUCAGGACCCCAAACCUCCGACGCUCCAUCAUGGAGUCGUCUCCUCGCACCCCGACCCCGUUCAGGAACGCGCUGGCGCACCACGACAUCAACUUCAACUCCCUAAAAAUGCUGCCUCACAAUUCCCACCUGGAGCCGACCCUGGCGGACGCCAUCAAGCAGGAGCCGAUGGAGGCGGAGGUCUCCUCCGGGAUCCAGUCCGACUCCCAGCCCAUCCUGAAGAAGAUCAAACAGGAGGUGGACUCGCCGUGCGAGAGGAGACACUGCCUCCAGUGGGGGGAAGGAGAUCUACAGGCUCAGCUCUUCCCAGCGACGGGCUCCGCGGAGGAUGUGCCGGAUCUCCUGACCAGUUCGGGUUUAAUGAUGGCAGGGUUGGAAAAAGACGGAGACAAUCACGUUAAAGCGUACCACAUCCCCCGGAAGGCUCUGGGCAGCCCGCUACAGCUGUCCGCAUGGGAAGCAGUGGCUUGUGGGAAGGCGGACGAUCAAAUCCUGGCUUCAGAGCCGACUCGCAAAUACCUGAACACUUUUUCUACCAGGACGCUAGUCAUGUAAAAAUGGACUGAACACUUUCCCUACCAGGACGCUAGUCAUGUGAAAAUGGACUUGAACGAACCCCCCCCCCCCUUACAGAAACAAAAUAAAAACCCCAAAGCAAUUGCGGAAACUGAACAUAAAAAAAACACUUCACGUUGAUUUUAAAACGUCAACCGUCCCUGUACCGUGCCUCGGAAGGCGGGCCGGGGAGACUAUUUGUUGUGGUACAACAGUUGGGAGAAGCACAUUAGCAUUUUAACCCUGUGCUUACACUUGUUGGAUUUCAACCAACCAAAGAUUUCGCUUUCCUGUGUUUACUCUUUAUUCUAAACGAAAAAAAAAAAAAAAAAACACGCCUAAAUUCCCUAGGUGAACGUCUUUUAUAAUGAGAACUGUCAAAUGUAUUUUUAUGGAUAUUAAUAUAAAGAACAACCUGAAUAAUUUAUUUCUUUCCACAAAACUGUUUAUCUAUUGGCAAAACAAGCAGUGUUUCCCUCCAGUAUUGUAUUCAUUUUUAAUUUAAUUUUCAUAAUUAAUAAUAAUUAUUAUUAUUGCCUGUCACGCACUAAUAUUGACAGAAACCAUACACCCGACAGUAUGUUAUGGCUGUGAGAGUAUUUUCUAUUUUUCCCCAAGCAUUAUUAAUGACCAAAUUUAAUACUGGGAAAUAUUUAAGAAUAUAUAUCUAUAUGUAUGAUCUCUGUAUUGUAUUUUAAAUUCCUGGUUUUGAACCAUAUUAGUGUCUAUGCUUUUUUUUUUUUUGGUUUGUUUGGUUUUUAUUUGUGUAAUUUUUUUCAGCUUGCGCUUUAAUAAUACUGUACAGAAACAAUUUUUUUGUUUGAACAAACUGUCCUUUGUUUUCUUUUUUUGUUUUAAUAACAUGAAUGCCAAAAGAGCCAGGAGAAGUUGCUGCUAAAAGUUUAGCAAAUGAAUUAGGUUAAUGCCAAAUAGAGUUUUACUAAACAUUUACAAAGAAAACGUUUCUGCACUAGAAUUGGAGAAUUUGUUUCUCCGAAAAUAUUUUCAUAAACACUGGUUUGAGGGACCACAGUUUCAGUAGUUCCAGGGGACAAAAGUUUUUGAUACUCAGUUUUUUAUCAUUCUUUUUAUAAUUUUUUGAAUACAUUUUAUAUUCUGCUUUUUACAACUUUUGUAGCAAAUAUGUGACGAACACUUAGCUGAGAAAAUGUAUUAUUUGUGCUGCCUUUUUUAUACUAGCUUCCAGUGCUUAUCUUUUUUAUACAAACUUUGGGUACUGCCUUGUAAAUAAAAGUGUGUUUUGAAAUUAA
Molecule: messenger RNA, 3240 nt
Organism: Conger conger (European conger)
Lineage: Eukaryota; Metazoa; Chordata; Actinopteri; Anguilliformes; Congridae
Gene: myb
Product: v-myb avian myeloblastosis viral oncogene homolog
Exons: 15
Coding region: 134-1969 (611 amino acids)
Biological process (GO): regulation of DNA-templated transcription
Cellular component (GO): nucleus
Molecular function (GO): RNA polymerase II cis-regulatory region sequence-specific DNA binding; DNA-binding transcription factor activity, RNA polymerase II-specific
Source: RefSeq, a predicted model, not a curated record